AGCUUCCCAUCGCACUUGGCACAUGUGAAAGACCUUUGGGGUUGCCGACGUAAAUGCGAAUCCGCCUCUACAGGCACCACGAACUACCACCAUUUGUGUCGACCUGCCCGUGUCUACUUGCUUAGCAUUCGCCUUCGGCAUACGGGAAGACUCUGGCGCACGCGAGACCCUAGCGAUCCCGAGACAGAUUUCUCGAUUUCCCUCUUCCUUCUGCGCUCUGGUUUCCGCGCCCGUUCCCGCCAAAUUUCAUCCCCAACCCCACGACGACUCCGACCGCGACCGAACCUGCGAGCCCUGCCCUUUUCUCCAUUGCCUCCGAACCCCGAGCCGCCCGUGUAGGCGAGGAUGAGCCGAGAUGAGCAGAGCAGCGAUACAAUGGAACUAGAGCACGCUCCCGAGCCGAAGAGCUUGGUGCUGUCGGGGAAUCCGGGGGUGGAGGGCAACCAUCUGGCGUCUAACCCGCAGUACCGAAGUCGGCCGGUCACGGUAGCUGUAGACCCGGCGUCUCUGGUCAUAUCAGAAUGCAUAACCGUCACCUCGGCCAUGCGAAAGAACGCUCGGUGGGCGGGCUCGUCGGUGUCCUCCAUCCUCGGCGGCAACCCGAAUCCGGUCCAACUGGGACCCCCUAGUCCCCUCUUACGGCCCGGCAGCAAAGGAUCCGUGAACAGCUUGGGGCCAGAGGGUGCCCAGGACUUUGCCGUCACCAACCGCUGGGGACUGCGGGGCAAGAAGGGCAGGAGCAUGCAGGAUAACCCCCUGAUGGCCGGGUUUGGCCGUCUUCGCCAUGAGCUGUCUAAUUGCAGAGCUAUUCACGAGUUCGACGCCCCGGCACUUCUCAAUCCAUUUCUCCAGGUUAUCCAAGCUUCCUCGACCUCGGCACCCAUAACGAUCCUCGCUCUAAAGGCAAUCCGAAAGUUCCUCUCGUACGGAUUUAUUAGCCCCGGAUCACCGCGAUUCCCUCUCGCCAUGCAGCUCCUAUCCACUGCGAUAACCCAUUGCCGGUUCGAGGCUAGCGACUCUGCCCAGGACGAGGUGGUUCUGCUGAUGAUAUUGCACCUCAUGGAGGAUAUGCUUUCCGGACCGGGCGGCGCGUUGCUUAGCGACGAGAGCGUGUGCGAGAUGAUGGAAACGGGCCUGACAAUGUGCUGCCAAUCGCGUCUGUCUGAGCUGCUUCGCAGGACAGCGGAGGCGGCUAUGGUCCGCAUGUGCCAGAUCAUAUUCGAACAUCUGAAACAUCUUGAGGUGGAGGCCGGUGACGACUUGGAGGCGCUAGAUAACCAAGCAAACGGCGGUAUGGAGGGUGUUAAGAUGGUUCCAUCCACAAAUGGCAAUGAUGUUAUUGCUUCUUCCGACGCUCCUCCUACUAACGAACCGCGGUCGUCGUCCGGGUCCGAGAAUACCUCUAACGAGUCGGAAGAGAAACCCGUGGAGGAUGAAGAGCCCUCUGAUUCCGACGAGUCGGGAGAGAUUAAGCCCUAUUCCUUGCCGUCGAUGAAGGAGCUAUUUAGGGUGUUGGUCGAUCUUCUUGACCCCAACGACAAACAGCAAGGGGAUACGAUGAGGGUCAUGGCACUGCGCAUUAUUCAUGUUGCUCUAGAAGUUGCUGGCCCGUCUAUAGCGAGACACCCAGCCCUAGCUGUAGUCGCCGAAGAUCGCUUGUGCCGACACCUUUUCCAACUUGUCCGCUCUGACAACAUGGCUAUCCUGCAAGAAGCACUCAUCGUUGCCGGGACGCUAUUUGAGACCUGCCGGGGGGUCCUAAAACUCCAACAAGAGCUGUUCCUGUCUUACCUAAUCGCCUGUUUACAUCCGCCAGUCGAAAUACCGCGAGAGCCUAAUAUUGAUCCCUCACUAUACGACGGGAUUCCGCAGAGGCCGAGCGGCUCCAAGCCUCCCCCGUCGCAAGGGGGUAGCGGUAGAUCCACACCAGUUCCCGUCAAAGACCGACAAAAGCUCGGUAUGGAGGGGGGUGCGCGAAAACCAGAUGCCCGGCAAGCUAUGGUAGAAAGCAUUGGCGCUCUGACUCGAAUGUCAACCUUUCUGGUUGAACUCUUUGUCAACUACGAUUCUGAUGCAAACCGGGGCAACUUAUGCGAAGACAUGAUCGGGCUACUCUCGCGGAGCGCGCUCCCUGACUCGGCGACCUGGAGCACAACUAGCGUGCCCCCCCUUUGUCUCGAUGCGCUGCUCGGUUUCGUUCAGUCCUUAGCAGACCGGCUAGACGACGAGACAGUCUCGGAGGGACUACCGGACCAGGCAGCUCUCCGAGAAGAGAGGCGGAGAAAGGGAAUCAUUAUUAAGGGCGCCACCAAGUUUAACGAAAAGCCCAAGGACGGUCUAGGCUAUCUUAAGGAGCAGGGAAUCAUCGACGACGACCCAAUAUCGGCUGCCAAAUUUUUUAGAAGCACGACUCGAGUUUCCAAGGCAGUUCUCGGGGAGUUCUUGUCUAAAAAGGGCAACGAUCGGUAUCUGGAGGCCUUCUUGGACCUUUUUAACUUCUCUGGCAAGCGCGUCGAUGAAGCCGUACGACUUCUUCUCGAGAGCUUCCGGCUUCCCGGUGAGUCGCCGCUUAUCGAGCGAAUAGUGACCGCUUUCGCGAAGAAGUAUUUCGCUACGUCGAACUCGGACGUGGUCGCGAGCGAGGACGCCGUGUUCAUCCUUACCUACGCAAUCAUCAUGCUCAAUGUCGACCAGCAUAGCCCAAAGCUCAAGGGCCAGAAGCGCAUGGAAAUCGUAGACUUCGCGCGGAAUCUGCGCGGUGUUAACGGCUCGAGGGAUUUUCCUCCCGAAUUCCUCGAGACAACGUUUGAGGCCAUCAAGUCUAACGAGAUCAUCCUCCCUGAUGAGCAUGAUAACAAGCAUGCAUUCGACUAUGCCUGGAGGGAAAUGUUGCUGAAAACCGAAUCUGCCAGCCCGCUGGUAGUUUGCGAUACCAACCUCUACGAUGCAGAUAUGUUCGCCACGACGUGGAGGCCGAUCGUUUCGACAUUGUCUUAUGUGUUCAUGUCGGCGACGGACGACGCAGUCUUCUCCCGUGUGGUCACCGGGUUCGACCAAUGUGCCCGGAUUGCCUCCCGAUACGGAAUUACCGAGGCCCUAGACCGCAUCAUCCAGAAUCUCAGCUACAUGACCACGCUGGAUACGGACGGAUUAUCGAACACGGCACUUAAUACGGAGGUCAAAGUCUCUGAUGACAGCGACAGCGUUAUGGUUAGCGAACUUGCCGUUAAGCUCGGUCGGGAUUUCAAGGCCCAACUCGCGACUCUCGUCCUGUUCCGUGUCGUCAAGGGGAGCGAGCACGUUAUCGGUCACGGCUGGCACCACAUAAUUCGCAUCUGGUUGAAGCUCUUUGUCAACUCUCUCAUCCCCUCCUUCUUCACCGACGAGUCCGGGAAGUUUCCCAAAAUUCCCCUCCACACGCCAUCCCAGGUUAUCGACCGAGCCGCGAAGACCGCCGAGACGGGCUUGUUUUCGGCGCUAUCUUCGUAUAUCUCGAGUUAUGCUGCCGACGAUCCCCCGGAGCCCUCAGCCGAGGAGGUCGAGAGUUCACUCAGCACAGCCGAUUGCAUCAAGGCCUGCGAUCUGGGGAGCGUCUUCUCCAACAUCUCGAGCCUAUCUACGGACUCCCUCUCACGACUAGUAGAAGCCCUGUUAAGCGAGCUACCCGAUGAUGAAAGCUCGAGUGUGCCCGUUAUUACGGUGAAGCCGGAUAGCUUGCCUUCCUCGCCUACUAGCGGGUCUAAACCGGAAUCUAGGAGACCUAUAUACGACCCUGCCGUAGUCUACAUUCUAGAAUUUUGUACCGUCCUCGCGUUACGGGAUAGCACGACGGUCGAAUUGCUCGGAAAGUCUGUCGCAGAGGCCCUCCAGAUGUUCUUGCGCGACUCUAUUCAACAUCACCAUAUCCUCGUUUCCAGAGCGGCUUAUUAUCAGUUUAGCAUACUAAAAGCAAGCUACGAACAUGACUUCGUGCGAGCGCCGGUACUUCUGCACGCGAUAUCUAGUUUCCCGAAAGAAACCCUUGCGAAGACCUCGCCACUAGUCUUGCAAGGGUUGAAGCUCUGUAUUGACCAGCCAGGACCCCUCCGGAGCGAGAUUAUGACAUCGCCCGACUUCUGGGUUGUCUUGCGCAUCCUUGCCGGCAACUCCAGCGCGUCCCCGAUAGUCUUUGAUAUCCUCGAGGGUGGUGUUUCGGGCUCGCCGUCGGCAAUAAUCGCGGACAACUACGAAGCCGCGAUAGCCUUGCUGAACGACUACGCCAGUGCCGCCAAAGUGGGAGCACUCGUAGAGCAGAAGGGCGAAAAACGGCAGAGGAAUGCUCGGCCGCCCAAGAAAGAGGCACCAAGUGAAAAUGCGGUCGUCGCGCGGGGUGUCAAGGCCGUCAACCUCAUUUCGAGUAUGACUGCCCGUAUCCCUUACCUGAUGAAGCAGUCACACCUCGAAAAUAGUGAGGCUUGGUCGGCCUAUUGGUUGCCCAUCUUCCAGGCUCUCACGACGCAAUGCACCAACCCGUGUCGCGAAGUGCGACACCUGGCCUUCUCAUCACUGCAGAGGUCCCUCCUGUCACCGGAGCUGACGUGUAGCGACCACGAAGAGUGGACGGCCAUAUUUAGUGAAGUCCUGUUCCCUCUGAUCUUGAGGUUGCUGAAGCCAGAGGUCUAUUCCUCGGACCGGGACGGCAUGAGCGAGACUCGCGUGCAAGCCGCCUCCCUGCUCUGCAAGACUUUUCUGCAGUACCUCGUGCUCCUCUCGAAGUGGGAUGGAAUGCUAGAUCUGUGGCUGAAGAUUAUCGAUAUUAUGGAUAGGCUGAUGAAUAGCGGUCAGGGGGACAGCUUGGAGGAGGCCGUACCCGAGAACCUAAAGAAUGUACUGCUAUUCAUGGCUAGUAGCGGGUACCUUGUUCCGCCGAGCAAGAAUCCUUCUCAGGAGCAACUUUGGGUGGAGACAUGGAAGCGGAUAGACCGUUUUCUGCCGGAUCUGCGGAAUGAAUUGGCAUUAGACGAGCCAGAAGUCACUCCGGAAGCUCCUCCGGCCGCUGUCCCGGAGGGGCAGGAGGAUCCCGUACAGGCAGAAGCAGAGCCGCCAGACGAGGAGAAGAGCAACGCCCAAGAACAAGAUGCCGUGGCCCGAGAGGAGAAAUGAUUGAAAAGCCAAAGCAGUCAGGGGACACGAGCGAUGCAUAAAUAGGGGCAUAAGCCGUAGAAAGGGAGCAAGAGAGGGCAUAGUGGGAAACUACAAGGGUGGUGGUGAUGGCGCGCUUCAUGCGGGGGCCUGUACAGUAAUAAAACUAGAGACUCAGCCGCCGAGGCGGGAAUGCGUGUCUCUCCCUAUGGAUGGAGACAACAAGACAGAUGCUUAGGUGCUUUCGCGAUGAUUUAUGGCUUCCUCCCGAGCAUAGUCAGGAAUGGCGCAGAGUUGUCGAACAGCCUAUGUACCUCUGGUUGCAGUGCUUGAUUCGGUACAUAAUAUAGCAUAUGGACCACAA
Durotheca rogersii is the source of this 5485-nucleotide messenger RNA. RefSeq lists its product as uncharacterized. The record is from RefSeq and is a predicted model, not a curated record. Lineage: Eukaryota; Fungi; Ascomycota; Sordariomycetes; Xylariales; Xylariaceae. Gene Ontology annotation, molecular function: guanyl-nucleotide exchange factor activity. Bases 346 to 5142 code for a protein of 1598 amino acids. Gene Ontology annotation, biological process: regulation of ARF protein signal transduction. The transcript is spliced from 8 exons.